This is a messenger RNA of Nilaparvata lugens (brown planthopper), 2267 nucleotides long. RefSeq names its product protein obstructor-E (gene Gasp). Lineage: Eukaryota; Metazoa; Arthropoda; Insecta; Hemiptera; Delphacidae. Gene Ontology annotation, cellular component: extracellular region. The record is from RefSeq and is a predicted model, not a curated record. The coding region runs from base 88 to 978 and encodes 296 amino acids. The transcript has 5 exons. Gene Ontology annotation, molecular function: chitin binding.
GAGAGUGGAAGGAGGUAUAUAAGAACCGGCUGACUACGGCAGCGCCCAGUCUAUCUGAAGUGAGUGUGAUUCCCUGGAAAGCAAAGCAUGGCUCGAACGACGUUAGUGGUAUUUUCAGCAUUUGCUGCCGCAUUAAUAGCAGUUGGCUCAGCCCAAAAAGAGGACUUCAAGUGUCCCGAUGACUACGGCUUCUACCCUCACUCUUCCUCCUGCGAUAAGUAUUUUAAAUGUGACAACGGUGUCUCAGAGCUGAAGACUUGUGGCAACGGACUUGCUUUCGACGACACCGACCCCAAAUACCUCAAGGAGAACUGUGACUACAUCCACAAUGUCGACUGUGGAGACAGGAGAACACUUGAGCCAGCAGUAAGCACGCCCCACUGCCCGCGAUUGUACGGAAUCUUCCCUGAUGACAGCAAGUGUGACACAUUCUGGAACUGCUGGAACGGAGAGGCCAGUCGCUACCAGUGCUCGCCAGGUCUCGCCUACGACAGGGAAGCCCGUGUCUGCAUGUGGGCCGACCAGGUGCCUGAGUGCAAAAUUGAAGAGGUUGCCAACGGAUUCAACUGCCCAGCUCCAGGUGAAGUGUCAAAUGCCGGAUCGUUCUCGAGGCAUCCCCACCCCGACGACUGCAGGAAGUACUACAUCUGCCUUGAGGGAACACCCAGAGAGUACGGCUGCCCCAUCGGAACCGUCUUCAAGAUCGGAGACAGCGACGGAUCAGGCAACUGUGAGGAUCCCGAGGAUGUCCCAGGCUGCGAGGACUACUACGGAGACCUGGACCUGAAGAGCAUCCGCAAGAGUGAGCUCCUCAGCGGUGGACCCAAUGUUGGCAAAUCCUCCGCCUCCAGCAGCAGCAAGAACGCCGGAGGUGCCGCCCCCAGUAAGCAGUCCCGCCCCCAGGCUCAGAGCCCAAGGCCGGCUUCACCCUCCCCAAGGCCGCCUUCAAACAAGGACCUCUAUGACGACGCCAACUAAGUGCUGUUUCCAAGGCGUUGAACUUUUGAGCAACCUAAGUGAUCCUCAUGUGAUCCUUGACAUGUGGUCGGUCUUUGCAGACCAAAAAUACCUGAACAGUGUUAAACUGGAUCAUAAUGUAUACUAAAUUUUUCAGCUUGAGUGAUCCUCAAGUGAUCUUUGAUACGGUCUUCUCAGACUUAUCAAAUCUGAACAGUGCUUUAGCUUUUAAUAGCAAUGUAAUUUGAAAUAGAUUUCUCCAAGAUGAGGUAGGAUUCAACUUCACUCUAGUAAAGUGUAAUAAUAUCAAAAAGCUCCUUAUAGUAGGAAUAGGACAUUUUCACUGUUCGAUUUUCAUAUAAGCUGGGUUACCUUUUUUGGACGGGUCUACCGGAAAAUGAAAAUUAUACGGAAGGCUUAUUAGUCUAUUUAUACAAUUAUUCAAUAGCUAUUGAGCUGCAAUUGAUUUUUUUCUAAAUUCUAAUAAUAAUUUUGUAGUUGGAGUAUUAUGAUGAGUUAUAGUUUGUUAUUUCCAAACGCCUGUGUGUAGUUUAUAGUCACAUUCCAACAAAUUUUAUUUUUAAAGACUAUUUCUAAUGAAUUUUGUAUUCAUUACAAAUAAUGUAAAUAACCAAUGAGAGUUAAGUAGAAAACAACGAAAUGUAUUUAAUUGGUAUGACACAUGAAUGUUGAAAAUGUUGUAUUUUGUUAUUAUUUCCCCAGUUGUAACAAACUGUUAAGGGAGUGACUUCAAAUUCAUUCAAGUAGUGAACGUCGACAUUUUAAUUCUGAUUAUUUCUUACAAGAAAGGUUUUUUUUUUACUAAAAAAGAUUGUCUGAUUUUGAAGUCACCCCAAGUUAUAUGACAAAGUCAAGUUUUUUACAACUGAUCAUAAGAGCAAAUAUUGAUGAACUUCCAUUUAUACAUAGUUUAUUAAAAUUGUUGUAUUAUUCAUACAGUAGAUAGAUAUUGCUAUUCCAUUAUUAUUUAUGUACAAUAGUAUUAAUUUAUAUAAUUCAAUAUCUCCUAUAGAUGCCAAUUCUAGUUUUAUUAAGUUUAUAGAAAUUUCAAUUUCUAUUUAUCAUCAGAAAAUGUUUUUUCAGACAUUGCGAUAUUACAAAAGAAUGUGAGAUUUUUUACUUCAAACUAUUGUAUAUCCAUAUUCACUUCUCAUUUUGUAUUCAGUAUUAUUUCAGAAUCCACUUUUGUUGAGUACAAUGUAAAGAAUCUAGAUUUUAGAAAACUCAGUUUAAAAUUACAGUUUGUAAUAUUUGUGUCAUUAAAAUUCUAAAAAAAACAUCAAACUAUC